Cylindrotheca closterium is the source of this 1134-nucleotide messenger RNA. The record is from the annotation of a GenBank genome assembly. NCBI's taxonomy places the organism in Eukaryota, Bacillariophyta, Bacillariophyceae, Bacillariales, Bacillariaceae.
AUGGCACCCAAUUUGAAAUCCGACGAUUAUUAUCAAAUCUUGGGAGUACCAAGAGGCGCAGACGAUGGCGCCAUUCGAAAAGCUUACAAGAAGCUGGCAGUAAAGUGGCAUCCCGACAAGAAUCCUGGAGACGAAGAAGCAACCACAAAUUUUCAAAAGAUUAGUGAAGCCUACGCUACUUUGACAGAUGAAAAGAAGAGAAGAAUCUACGAUCAAUAUGGCAAAGACGCUGCCAACCAAGCCGACCAAAUGGACGAAUCCGACAUGCCGGGCGGUGGUGGAGUGCCAUUUGGCUUUCGACCGGGCGGUCAUGGUGGUCAUAGUCACGGCAUGAGCCAAGAAGAUGCAGCGAGGGUUUUUGCGCAAUUCUUUGGCGGUGGCGAUCCAUUUGGAGGAGGAAUGGGCGGCAUGGGAGGUAUGGGCGGCAUGCCAGGAGGCGUCCACAUUGAUUUUGGUGGUGGCGGCGGUGGAAGAGCAUCACAAGCAAUUCACGGUGGCGAUCCAUUUGCAGCCAUGUUUGGGGGUGGUAUGGGUGGCAUGCCCAUGGGUGGUAUGGGAGGCAUGCAAGGAGGUGGAUUUGGUGGUGGUCGUUCACGUGCCAGUUUCCCCAGCGCCAUGCCCCAACGACCACGGGAAAAGCGAUAUGAUGCCAUUCCAGAAGGAACAAUUGUGUCAUUAAAGGGAUUGGUUAGUCGACCAGAAAUGAAUGGGGACCGUGGAACAGUGAAACAUUAUGAUCCAAGUUCUAGUCGAUACAUUGUGGUUUUGGAAGAUUCCGAAGAAACCAUGAAGGUCAAACCAUCCAAUCUACUCCAACAUGUCCAUGUCAAGCUGCAUGGUCUAGAAAGCAAACCAGAAUGGAAUGGAGAAAAGGCAACAAUCAUUGCGUGGGAUGCCAAUAAUGAAAGAUACAAUAUCUAUGUUAUUGGAGUGUCCAAGGCCAUUAGUCUGAAACCAAGUAAUGUCAUUCUCGAUAAUGGCACAGUGGGAAUGAUCACUGGGCUCCAAUCGAAACCAGAAUUAAACGGCAAAUUUGGUACAAUCAAGAGUUUCAACAUUGAUUCAGGGCGAUAUGAUGUCCAACUAUCCAAGGACAAGGUUCUGAGACUGAAACUUGAAAACAUUCAUGUAUGA